UAUUUUCAAUCCACUUGAUAUGCAGGGGAGGAAGAAUUAUUUGGAGUAAAAAAGAGUCAGAAGCAUCAAAACAAAGUGGCCACUAUAGGGUAUUGGAAGCUUCAAAUUUGUCCAUGGCUUCUUCAGCAUCACAAUCUUUACCAUCAAAAAACAACCUUAUUCAUGUAUUUUGGGACGAGGGUAUGCUGAAACAUGACACAGGAAGAGGUGUUUUCGACACAGGAAUGGACCCUGGUUUUCUUGAUGUUUUAGAAAAACACCCAGAAAAUUCAGACAGGGUUAAAAACAUGUUGUCUAUUCUCAAAAGGGGUCCUAUUUCACCUUUCAUUUCUUGGCACCAUGGACGCCCUGCUCACAUCUCUGAAUUACUAUCUUUCCACACCCAAGAAUAUGUAAAUGAACUAAUUGAAGCUGAUAGAAAUGGCGGAAAAGAAUUAUGUGGAGGGACAUUCUUAAAUCCUGGGUCGUGGCACGCUGCACUUCUUGCUGCUGGUACUACAUUAUCGGCUAUGAAGCAUAUAAUUGAUGGACAUGGGAAUAUCGCGUAUGCAUUGGUCAGGCCACCUGGUCAUCAUGCGCAACCUACUCAAGCUGAUGGGUAUUGCUUCCUUAACAAUGCGGGUCUAGCUGUACAACUGGCUUUAGAUGGUGGCUGUAGGAAGGUUGUUGUCCUUGACAUCGAUGUUCAUUACGGGAAUGGAACAGCAGAAGGAUUUUAUCAUUCUGAUAAGGUUCUUACUAUCUCCCUUCAUAUGAAUCAUGGUUCUUGGGGCCCCUCUCAUCCACAGGGUGGAACUAUAGAGGAGCUCGGCGAAGGUGAAGGUUUUGGGUAUAACCUGAAUAUACCAUUCCCAAAUGGAACCGGGGACAAAGGGUAUGGUUACGCCAUGCAACAUUUAGUUGUUCCUGCUAUCGAGAAAUUUGAGCCUGAUAUGAUGGUUUUGGUUGUUGGGCAGGACUCAAGUGCUUUUGAUCCAAAUGGAAGACAAUGCUUGACAAUGGAAGGUUACAGAGAGAUUGGGCAGACAAUUCGUGGCAUGGCAAACAAGUAUAGCAAUGGACGACUCUUGAUAGUCCAAGAAGGCGGAUACCAUGUUACAUAUUCAGCCUAUUGUCUGCACGCGACUCUUGAAGGUGUGCUCAAUGUUUCAGACCCUCUAUUAUCUGAUCCUAUCGCUUAUUAUCCUGAAGAUGAAUCAUUUCCAACCAAGGUAAUCGAUGCUAUCAAAAAAUAUCAAAGAGAAGUUGUACCUUUUCUUAGAGAUGCUUAGUUGGUAUCUCAUUUCGUGUUUGCUUAUGAGCUCAAACACUGGGCUGGCUCGUUUGGUGUGAGGGAUAAAGAAAUAGUGAUGGGAUGAAAAAAAAUGUUUGGUUGCCUUGUUUGGGAUAAGUUAUCCCACCAUUUAAUCAUAGCGAUGGGAUAAGUUAUCUCAUAUACAUGGUGGGAUAAGUUAUCCCAGAUGACCCCUAUGUAACUUAUCGUGGGAUAACUUGUUUCCAACUAAAUGACCCCUUGCGGUGUCCCAACAAGUCUCUGCUCAGUACAACAAUGUAAUUUCAUUAGUGGGGUCUGACGACAUUAAAUGUAAAAAUUUCCCUUCUAAAUAAUAAUUUGUUAAAUUGUAUUGAGAAAAAGGGAUGCUUGUGAUGGA
Molecule: messenger RNA, 1652 nt
Organism: Solanum pennellii
Lineage: Eukaryota; Viridiplantae; Streptophyta; Magnoliopsida; Solanales; Solanaceae
Product: histone deacetylase 8
Exons: 3
Coding region: 114-1271 (385 amino acids)
Source: RefSeq, a predicted model, not a curated record